Dracunculus medinensis (Guinea worm) is the source of this 606-nucleotide messenger RNA. Lineage: Eukaryota; Metazoa; Nematoda; Chromadorea; Rhabditida; Dracunculidae. The record is from the annotation of a GenBank genome assembly.
AUGUCCUAUAUAUUCAUUCAUUAUUUAUUUUUAUUUAUUUUCGAAAAAUUCAUUUUAGGUGAUUGUGAGGAUUUAGUAUCUUAUCGAAAUUUUCUUCGAUUAUUGCUGCCCGACAGGAAUCUCAGAUUUCUCCUGUCUGAAUCGAAUCAGGUGGGAGCGUGGAUUGAUUUGAAUCAGUUGGCAGAUAAUUUACUCAAUGAAAUAUUUAUUUUUAUGGAGAAUUGUUCCAUGCGACCAAGCAAAAUUUCGUUAGAUUUUCGAUUUUUGAAAUUUUUUCUCCUUUUUAUUCUUCUUUCUUUAAGAGCUUUCACCAUUGCCAGUCGGCCUCAUUCCAUGAGAGUACUUAAAGCGUUAUUUCCAGGGAUAGCAUUUGUUCAGUGGUGGAAAAAUUCAAUUUCUUUAGAGCAACUAUCGCUACGAGAUUCCGAUUCUGUGAGAGAGACGUUUUUGUAUCGAUUAAGUUUGAAUAAUUCACUUGGUCUGUUCAAAUAUGUUCUCCUUGUAGGCUCAUACAAUGAUGCUUAUGUACCAUAUCAUUCGGCUCUUAUUCAGCAUUGUAAAGUUGGUUUUCAAUUUUUAAACGGAUUUAACGAAAUUUUUCUUUAA